Messenger RNA from Phycodurus eques (leafy seadragon), 1241 nucleotides. RefSeq names its product vesicle transport protein SFT2B-like. Gene Ontology annotation, biological process: vesicle-mediated transport. Bases 132 to 623 code for a protein of 163 amino acids. The transcript has 8 exons. The record is from RefSeq and is a predicted model, not a curated record. Lineage: Eukaryota; Metazoa; Chordata; Actinopteri; Syngnathiformes; Syngnathidae. Gene Ontology annotation, cellular component: membrane.
CUGUUGGGGACGGGACGUGGGGGGACAUCGUCGUCUCACUUUUUCACUCAGCUUGACCACCUGACCCACGAACUCCUGUGGAAACUUUCCGGACACGGCGUUGCUUUUGUCGGUAGCGAGAAGGCAACUACAUGGACAAACUGAAGAAGGUGCUGAGUGGCGAAGAUGAGGAUAACAACGCGGACGGGACCGGAAUACUGGAGAGAACCAGUCAGGCAGCGACACUGGCCUGGGGGACAAGGAUGAAAGGCUUCCUGCUCUGUUUCAUUUUGGGGAUGCUGUGCUCCAUUCUGGGCACAUGUAUGUUGUGGUUGCCUGGACUUGGUCUCGCUGUGUUCGCUGUCCUGUACAGUGUGGGAAACCUCUGCUCUUUGGCCAGCACCAUGUUCCUGAUAGGGCCGUGCAGACAGUUAAAGAACAUGUGUGCUAAAGAACGAGCACUGGCCACAAUCAUCAUGCUGGUGUGUCUGGUACUGACACUGUGUUCAGCUUUCUUGUGGAAGAGCAACGGCCUUGCACUGCUGUUCUGUGUCUUGCAGUUUGUGGCGUUCAGUUGGUACGGCCUAUCUUACAUCCCAUUUGCCAGGGACGCCGUCAUCAAAUUAUGUUCUGUCUGUUUCUAAAAUGUCUGAGUGACCAGUCAGGAUGCUGCAAGUCUUCAGGCCAAGUGUCAGGUGUGGUUUCCAUGGAGACCAAUUGUGACUGCAUAUCCAGCCUGUUAAUUGUCCACCCGGUUUCAGCAUGAAUGCCAUUUUUUAUCUGCGCCCCUGCAAAUGUCUAUUUAUUGUUUUCACGUUUCUCAGUGUGAUUUUACAUUUUUGCUCAUGUGUGUUUAUUGGUAUUGAGAGGCACAUAAUUGGUAUUCAGUCACAUACAGUAAUUGUCACAAUUGUUGAUUUAUUAAUCGACAUUAAUGGUCAAAUAUUAUAUUAUGUAAGGAAGUAUGAGAGCAAGGUCAAUGCUGCAUUCAUUGUGAGGGGGCAUAAUGAUGAGCUUUGUAUGCUACCUGAUGGUGGGUGGGGGAUUUAUUCUCAUUCUGUUUCUAAAUGUCCUGAUAUUUAAGAGCAAAGUCUCUCUGGAAUUUUUUUGAAAAUGUAUUUCUGUCUGAAACAUUUUAGGAAUGACAAAAAAUGUCAUCCUCAUUGAGUGGUGAAAAUUUUAAUUGACAUGGAGGUCAAUGUUUGACAAGACCCAAACAAUAAAUAAGUGCAGCAUUUCUGUAAUGCUGAAAUCUUUACUAA